GGCGACGUGAGGCGGUCUUUGGUCAGGCUUCACCGAGAUCCUGGGAAAGCGAAAUGGAGGGGUGUGUGUCUAACCUAAUGGUCUGCAACCUGGCCUACAGCGGGAAGCUGGAGGAGUUGAAGGAGAGGAUCCUGGCCGAUAAAUCCCUGGCCACUAGGACUGACCAGGACAGCAGAACUGCCUUGCAUUGGGCAUGCUCAGCCGGACAUACAGAAAUUGUUGAAUUCUUGCUGCAACUUGGAGUGCCAGUGAAUGAUAAAGAUGAUGCAGGUUGGUCUCCUCUUCAUAUUGCUGCUUCCGCUGGCCGGGAUGAGAUUGUAAAAGCUCUUCUGGGAAAAGGUGCUCAAGUGAAUGCUGUCAAUCAAAAUGGCUGUACUCCCCUACAUUAUGCAGCUUCCAAAAACAGGCAUGAGAUUGCUGUCAUGUUACUGGAAGGCGGGGCUAAUCCAGAUGCUAAGGACCAUUAUGAGGCUACAGCAAUGCACCGGGCAGCAGCCAAGGGUAACUUGAAGAUGAUUCAUAUUCUUCUGUACUACAAAGCUUCCACAAACAUCCAAGACACUGAGGGUAACACUCCUCUACACUUAGCCUGUGAUGAGGAGAGAGUGGAAGUAGCAAAACUGCUGGUGUCCCACGGAGCAAGUAUUUACAUUGAGAAUAAAGAAGAAAAGACACCCCUGCAAGUGGCCAAAGGUGGUCUGGGUUUAAUACUCAAGAGAAUGGUGGAAAGUUAAGCAGCUUGGAUUUACUCUUACUUUGUAUGUUUUGUGGUUGUCCCCUACUGUCCUAGAAACUAAUGUGCACAAGAUGUCAUCUAUGAAUUAUGAAGUUGUUUCAUCUUCCAAGUAUUAUAAACAUGUUGACUAUUGUUCCUGCUGAGGUAUUUUUUUCUUAGCUUACAACUUGCUUUCCAGGCAUUGAAUAACAAUAAUAAUAAUUGAGAUUGUUCUAUUGUUGUAUAUUAUUCUGUAUUGAAUCUUGGUUAACUUUGAGUCAGUGAUUCUGUGGCUGUUGUGAGUCUUCAGCACCCUGCCAUGCACCCUUUAUCCCCCUCUGAGGCAGAACAACCCCAAUAGCACCAGGCCAAUUGUUUUGCCAAAUGUUUCUAGGUGGAUUCUAGAAUGUUCUUCCAUACAGUUGAAACACAUCGUAACUCGUUUUUCAAGCCCACUCAGAGGCCUAUGCCAAAUAUUUCUGUUUUUUCCAACAGUAUGGUUUAAUUUGUUUUUGUUAUAGGAGGAAUACUUACAUAUUGUGAGGAUGAAAUUUUCAGUUCAGAGGGCAGGCACGCUAUCCAAGUUUGGCAUUCAUAAACACUAAAAUAAUGAAAAAUAAUAGCCUGUGUACCAAUGUAUGUUUUUAAUGAUGAGCUAUUUCCCUCCAAAAUAAAGUGUAUUGUUUUACACAGGCCUCUCACUGUUGUGGCCUCUCCCGUUGCGGAGCACAGGCUCCGGACGCGCAGGCUCAGCGGCCGUGGCACACGGGCCCAGCUGCUUCGCAGCAUGUGGGAUCUUCCCGGACCGGGGCACGAACCUGUGUCCCCUGCAUCGGCAGGCAGACUCAACCACUGCGCCACCAGGGAAGCCCAAGUUUAUUGUUUUUAUAAAGGAAGUUUUAAAGUACCUAUAUUAAGUCAUCCUGUAUUGAAAAGAAUGUCAAGCUUGUUAUGAUGUGUAACAAAAAUGUGUUUUUAUUUGUAUUUCAGAAACUAAAAAAAUAAAAUGUUGAGAGAA
Orcinus orca (killer whale) is the source of this 1733-nucleotide messenger RNA. It is a transcript of the gene PSMD10, whose product is annotated as proteasome 26S subunit, non-ATPase 10. Lineage: Eukaryota; Metazoa; Chordata; Mammalia; Artiodactyla; Delphinidae. Bases 54 to 734 code for a protein of 226 amino acids. The record is from RefSeq and is a predicted model, not a curated record. The transcript is spliced from 5 exons. Gene Ontology annotation, molecular function: protein binding.